This is a messenger RNA of Cuscuta campestris, 351 nucleotides long. Lineage: Eukaryota; Viridiplantae; Streptophyta; Magnoliopsida; Solanales; Convolvulaceae. The record is from the annotation of a GenBank genome assembly.
AUGACGGAUGAAGAAUUCGACCAGAUUUAUUCUGGUAGAGGGGACGCAAAUCUCCCCACUCUUGAUAGUGUAUUCGAAGAUAUUGAUGAAGCAAAUCUGGAUAAUCUGGACGGGGACGAUGAGCCUACACCGCAGAGCAACGACGUCGACGUGGAGGCAGAAAUAAAAGAUGGCGUAGUUUAUGGAACAUGUAAACAUUGUGGGAGCGUCAUAAAAAUGGGAGUCUCCGGCGGUUAUGGCGGUCCGGAAAACACCUAAGGUCGAGGCAUCCCGUGGAGUUUGCCAAAUACGAGGCAAAAAAGAAGGGACGACAAGAAGUGCAAACCCAAAUUUCUCGGUUUGCUAACAGAG